GAAGCUGAUUUCCACCAGCAUAGAGCCAUGGAACCAGGUUGUUAAGAAAGUCCAUGGUCGCUAUCCGCCGCGCAUACGGUCGUACGAGUACGAAGCCAAUGAUCUGGGUGAUGAGUCCCGGGACGCAGAUCCUUUCGUCUACAAAUGUAGGCUGCCAAACAAGAGGUGGACCAAAGAGACCUGGGCAGCUUACCUUGUCAGAGCAAGGGAGUAUUUUGCUCUACCCAGACCUGAUUUAAAGUAAUGUGUCGAAUAUCCUGAUCCUUUCGAGGAGGCGGAUCUAUCAGAGUUUACCGUCCCGGACACAACACCAGACACAAGGCAAGAGGCCCGGUUUAAACAGGUUUAUAACUGGAAAAGGUCAAAUCUCCGGACAUUCAAAUAUCCAGAGGCAGGCAGCUCAUUUUCGUACGAAGAUUGGAAGCAAGGCAAGAUAUCCAGCAGUUACAUUCUGAAGAACCAUUUGUACUCGAUGGACAAUGACAAUCCAGACAAUGACCAUCCAGAUAAUGGAUAUAGCGGCAUUUGUUACGUCACAGAUAGCGAUCAUAGCUAUCAGUCCUACUCUGUACAGGACAAGUUCCGGGAAAAGGGAUUGCAGGUGAUUGUCCGGAUAUCCAGUGUCGAACUUACCCCAGAAAACCCACAUCAUUGCGGCGAGGAUGACUUUUCUCUCUCGAGGUUGAUGAACGAGCACAUCGUGUGUAUGUCGCGAUACUACUACGACGUGGAGAAUCUCACCCCGGCUUGGAUCUCCUUUCAACAACAGGAUACCAUCGAGUCGACGCCGGCUUUCGAUCCCGAGAGCCAUGCCAAUCGGCAGAUAUUUGGCUUUUCGCCCAUCAAGAAACAAUCUGCAGACCAGGUAACUCCUGAAGAGAAAGGCAUUCCUCGGAAACUCCAAAUACUCGGCUCGGUUUCAGCCCACAAAGGCCGGCUCCUCGUCUGGCCAAACACCCUCCGAUCCAGGACCCAUCCCUUCUCAUUAAAGGACAAGACCUGUCCCGGCCAUCAAAGAUAUAUCACCAUCUGGCUCGUUGACUCCGUUUAUCGCAUUUGCUCGACACGAAACGUGCCCGCACAACAGAAUCACUGGUGGCGCGAAGCAAUGCAGCCUCAUAUGCCACACCUGCCUCCUGAGCUGAUGCAGAUGAUCAUGGAAGAGACAGGGCCCUGGCCGAUGGGAAUGACCGAAGCGAAGAAAUGGAAAACGGAGUCAGACGCGGAACGGGAUAAAGCUGGGAAAGCGCAGUCUCAGAGUGUGCCGUAUUAUAAUUUCUGGCACCCCCGGGGCUUUAACACAAACCGUGUCUCCCGUAGUUCUACAUGGGGUCUAUAA
This is a messenger RNA of Aspergillus sclerotioniger CBS 115572, 1339 nucleotides long. RefSeq lists its product as uncharacterized. The transcript has a single exon. Lineage: Eukaryota; Fungi; Ascomycota; Eurotiomycetes; Eurotiales; Aspergillaceae. Bases 473 to 1339 code for a protein of 288 amino acids. The record is from RefSeq and is a predicted model, not a curated record.